CAGAAUGAUACAUUAUAUCUCUAAAAUAACAAAAAAAAAAAGUCUAUUAAUAUUAAUAAUAUUAAAAAAUCAUUAAUCACAAUAUAAAACAAUAAAAAACAUCAUUAUCAUAGUCUCCAAAAACUCAGUAGUAUAAAACAAUCGUCCAUAAAGUUUCUAAAUAUCCAAAAAACUUUAAUCUUUUUUUAUUUAAAUAAAAACAAUAAAAAUAUAAUAAUAAUAAAGUUUAAAGUUGGCUAUUCUGACAAUUGAUUGGUAUAUUUUUUAACCAGUGUUUUGUGUAUGUGUGUCAAUUUGUGUUGAAGUUUAAUUCUCGCAAUCUUACAUACCACAUAUUGUAAAUAUUUUUUUUAUUUACCUUAUUAAAAACAACGUGACAAAAUUGUCAUUAAAACAAUAAAAAUUAAUUUUUUUAUGACAAUAUAUUAAGUUUAUUUAAUUAAUAAAAAAAAAAAUUUUAUAAAUAAAUAAUAGUGUGUGUAUAUAAAAAAAUUCAAGUGUGUGUGUCAAGUGAAAAAAAUAUGCAGCUCUCUUUUUUCAUCUUGGACCAUUAAAGAUGAUUUUUCUUUCUCUCAUUCGUUGAUUGGGGGCCUUUUUUUUUUUACUACUAGUACUACGCAUACAAACACACACAUAUAUGUAGCUUGUAAUAAUAAGCGGUAGUAAAAAAAAGAAGGAGAGAAAAAGGAAUAAAAAAGUUUCAGAAGAAGCACAAGCAGCAAGACCAAAUGGAAUAAAAAAAAAAGGAAAAAUAGGACGGGUUCUUGGUUUAAGCUGUUGCUUCUGCUGAUGCUGUUUCUUUUAGCUUGUGCUGUUUAUCGUUUUCUUGUGUAUUAACUAUAUAUAUUUAUAAUAUUGUGUGUAAGAUUGUGUAGACUUGGCUGCAUUGCGGCCUAUAAAUUCAUGGAAUUGCAAUGUGAGAUAUUCUUUAAAUAUUUAUCAUCAUAUUAUUCAUAAGGUGAUAGAUAAAAAAACAGAGAAAAUAAAAUGGAGUCAAUGAUGUGUUCUGAUAAUUCAUCAUCAGUCAAGGACACAAUGCCAUCAAGUUGGCAAUCAAAUGAUCUCAAAUCAAACAAUGAAAUUAAAAAAAAUAAACAUCGAAAAGUAUCAUUAAACUUAAAUCAUGAUAAUGCCAAUAAAUCGAAAUUAAAUAAUCACUCGAAAUACUCUGAAUUAAAGAAUAAUAUUCAUCACAACAAUGACAAGUAUCAUGUAGCUAAAAAAAAUAAAAUUAACAAUAUAAAUUUUAUUAAAAAAAAUAGUAAUAAUCAUACAAAAAUGAGUAAUCAUAUUUUAAAUAUUAAAAAAUACUUGACAUGUUGGCAAUUUGUUGUGAUUUUUUUUAUUGGUCUUUUAAUAAAUGCAACAGCUGAAAAUUGUUCUACGGGUAUCAACACACCUGGAUAUACUUAUCCAUUUGGUGAUAUACUUAUGAAGUAUGGAGAUGAUUUACAAAUAACUUGUGUGUUGAAUGUCACAAUAAAUAGUACAGCAAAUUCGAAAUAUUUAUUUUUCUCUCGAAAUGGUGAAGAACUUGAUCCGGCAUUUACUAGAAUAAUAAAUGACUCAGCAAUUGAAUUGACUGUUAAAAAACCACCACGUUCAAAGGACAUGUAUUACUGCAAUUUACGUAAACCAUCAUCAAGUGGUCACACAUUUCUUUGUCUAAAUCAAGUUACUGUUGGUGAUUUUCCAGGAGAACCAGAAACUUUUGAUUGUGUAUCACCAAAUUGGGAAAAAUUAAUAUGCCACUGGAAACCAAAACAAAAUUAUAUUAAUACACAAUAUUCAUUGGCAUUUAAUGUUGUUGGUAGAGGUGUUAAAGUCUUAUUUAAAUGUCCAGCUGCUAAAGAAAAUAUACCAUUAGCACCAAACACAUGUAUUUGGGAAGCUGGUAGUGAUCCAAUAUAUCGUCAACCUUAUGAAUAUUAUAAUUUUUAUUUAACUGCAAGAAAUAUAUUUGGAAAUGCAACAAUACCAUAUAGAUUUGAUCAUUAUGCAAAUGUCCUACCAAAUAAACCAGAUAACCUAACUGUUAUUAGUAAAACAUCAUCUAGUGCUGAAAUUUAUUGGGCUGUUCCAUUUCCAUUACAACAAUUUCCACCUGGUAUUCAUCAUCGUAUUAUGUAUCAACAUCAAUGGUCAAAAAAUUGGACUAUAAUUGACAUCAAGACAAAAACUCGUGAACCUGAAAAACGCUUCAAUAUAACUUCCAUGUAUGCAAAUACAGUUUAUGAUGUGAGAGUUGUCAUAAAAAGUGCUACAGCUGAUCAGACAAAAUGGAGUAAUUUUUCAAGUAUAACAUUCCGUACACUUUCAGCAUUACCUGGUAAAGGACCACGUGUUGAUGUUGGAAGUUUUGAAAUUGUUGAUGAUGGUCCAUUAAAAAGAGAAGUAUAUAUUUAUUGGCAAACAAUACCACAAAUAUUAGAAAAUGGUAAUUCAUUUAAAUAUCAAAUAGCAAGUAUCAAAGAAGAUGGUAAUAUAAUAAAUGACGAAAUAAUAAAUGAACGACCAAUUGAAUUAACUCGAACAUAUGCUAGAUUUGAUAAAUUAAAUUUUGGUGAAUAUCAUAUUGGUAUAAAUGCAACAAAUCAAAUUGGUUCACAUCCAACAACAGCAUGGAUAACAAUACCAAGUAAAAAAAAUUUACCAAUGCCACCAGAAUCAUUUACAAAAAUAGCAUUUGACGAAGGUGUUUAUGAAUUAUCAUGGAAAUUACCAACAAGAUCAGAUGGUAUAAUAAAUUAUACAAUAUUUUGGUGUGAUAAUGAUCGUGAUCGUCCAUUUUUAUGUGCUGGUUAUUUAGAUUGGAUACAUGUUUCAAAUACAACAACAAUGUACAAUAUGACUGUACCAAAUCCAAAUAAAAUAUAUCAAUUUGCAAUAUCAUCAAAUACUGCUAAUUCAAGUAGUGGAAUGAUAUGGGCAUCAUGUACAGUUAUACAUAAUCGUAUUGUUGGUAAAGUUAAAUCAUUAUGGAUUGAUAGAAUUGGAUCACAUGAUAUUGAAGUACGUUGGAAUUUAGAAUGUUCUGAUCGUGUUGGUAUUAUUUUAGGCUAUAAAAUAUAUUAUUGUCCAAUUAAAUCACCAUUUAAAUCAGAAUGUAAAGAACCAUCUAAAAAUAUAACAGUAUUAAGUUCACAAUAUGCUAUGCGUGGUAUUGUUAAUAAUUUAAAACCAUAUACAACAUAUAAAUUAACAUUAUCAAUGUUAACAAAAUAUGGUGAAGGUUUAGAAAGUGAACCAUUACAUAAUACAACACUUGAAGCAUCACCAGAUAUACCAAAUAAUUUAAAAAUAACAAAUAUAACAAAUACAACAAUAUCAUUAUCAUGGUCAAAACCAGUAUCAACAAAUGGUGUUUUACAUUCAUAUAUGUUAUAUUAUAAUGAUAAUACAAUUACACUUGAUGAAAAAAAUCAAACAGCAAAAUUAGUUGAUUUAUUACCAUAUAAAAAUUAUAGUAUUAGUAUAACAGCAUGUACUGUUGCAUGUAGUGAAAAAUCUCCAUCUAUAUAUGGACAUACAUUAAUUGGUGUACCAGGUAAAAUUAAUCAUCAACCAAAUAUGCGUUAUGUUAAUGAAACAUUAUUAUUUAUUAAUUGGAGUAAACCAACAUUUCCAAAUGGUAAUAAUGAUUAUUAUGAAGUGUUACAUGUAAAUACAAAUGAAAUUAUAAAUUCAACAAUAUCUGAAUUAAAAUUAACAUCUAAAAUAUGUGAAAAUCCACGUAAUAUAGGAAGUCAAAAAUAUCAAAUACGUGCUAUUAAUAUUAAUGAAUAUGGUGAACAUUUAAUUGGUCCAUGGUCUGAUAUUGGUGAAACUGUAUGUUAUGGUUAUUUACCAUCAAUUAAAUAUCAUGUUAUUUUGAGUAUAUUAUUUAUAAGUUUAUUUAUAAUAUUUUGUAUUAUUUGUAUUAAAUAUGCACGAAGAUUAUGGCAAACAUGUCAAGCAAUGCAAGAUGUUGAAGUUAAAUUACCACCAGGUUUACAACGUGAAAAAUUAUUACAAAAACAAAGUGAUCAAAAACAUAUUAGACAUUCAUCACCAGAUUCAAGUGGUUGUUCAAUUGGACAUGAAUCAGUAACAUCAUCAUUAACAUCUGAUUUACAUGGUUCAACUGAUAGUGGUACAGAAGUUGAUCCAGUAUUAAAUGACAGUAAACAUAAUGAACAACAAACACUUGCAUGGGAAUCAAAUUUACGUCAACGUAAUGUUUGUAAUAAUUCAAAAUCAACAAUAACUGGUAUUAAUGAUGCUCAUCUUAAAUGGGAUUCAUAUGUUAAAAUACAAAAAAAUGAUGAUAAUAUUGAUGAUAUACAAUCACUUGCACGUUCAACACCAAAUUUAAAUGAUAAUUCAAGUGAUUUUAUGAUACCACAACAAGCAUGGUCAUCAACUGGAUAUAUUAGUAUGCCAUCAUCACAAGAUUUAAGUUGUGAUAGUAAUCCAAGUCCAAUACCAAAAGAAUUUAUAAAUUCAUCAGCUGCAUAUAGUGUUGUUGGUUUAUUACCAAAUGCAACAAGUUCGAAAAUUAAUUUACAUCAAGAUGAUACUAAAACAAAUAUGCCAUAUGUUAGUCUUGCAUCAUUUGAUGAUAAAAAUAAACAAAAAAAUAUUGAUGAUAAUAUUAUACAAGUUUAUAAUAUAGAACAAUCAUCACCAUCAUCAUCUAAACCAUAUGUACAAGCUGGUAUAUUAGAUUCAAUGAAAAAAAUUGAUAAACCAACACGUGAAUCAUUGAAACAAUUAACUCCAAGUAAACCAACAGAUUCAUGUUAUAAUAAAAACAUAACAUCACCAUUUUUAAAUAAAAAAAAUAUGGAUACAAAGCCAUAUGUUACAAUUGGUGAUGUUUCUGAUAUUAAAAAAUCUCCAAAUACAAAAUUUGGUGAUAAAAAACAAUCAAUAACAACAAAUUUAUCUAAAGUUAAUGAGCCAUAUGUAAUGGCAUCAAGUAUUUAUCCAAAUUUACAAGAUAUUAUUAAUGAUCCAUCAGCAUCAUCAUCAUCGUCAACAUUAGCAGCAUCAUCAACAGAUGCUAAUGAUUAUGAUGAUUUACAAAAAACAUUAACUGUUAAUUAUCCUCCAAUAUCUUGGGAUGAUAUGGACGAUCUUGAUCAUAGUAUCGAGGAUAACAUUGAUAAAUCAGUCAAUAAAAAUACAGCUGGCUAUGUUGCUGUUUCUGAUCUUCCAAAAAAAAAUGAAAAUCUUAAAACAAGUGAUGGAAAAGCUACUUCUUCAUAUGUACAACAUCAUCAAUUAAAAAAAUAAUGCUAAUAAUAUUAUUCUAUUUAUGAAUAUCAUAGCAAAACUCCUGGUGGCAUCUUCCAUUAUCCAGGUAAUUUUUAUUUUUAAAUAAAAAAAACUAAGUGAUAGUAAUUGUGAACUUAUCUGUGACAUACACAAAAAAAAAAAAAAAGAAAAACAAUUUUUACGUAUAAGGUAUAUAAGCAGAUUUAUUAUUUUUUUUUUUCUCUUGUAUGGUUUAUAAAUUAGUAUUAAAAAUUAAUUAUAACUUAUGCUAUGGCAACAGUGCACAAGUGCUUCUUUUGUGCAAUUUUUAAGAUUUUUUUUUUCAAUUUUUUUUCGCCAUCUGGUUGGACACCAGUAAAUUGCAGUAAUAUUUUUGUUUUUUUUUUUUAAUGGCGAAAAGAAGAGACAAUACAUAACGAUCAAACUUUUUUUUUUUUUCUUAUUAAUAUAUAAUUUAAACUAUUAAUUUUUUUUUGUUGAUAAAUUUAUUGAUGUAAAAAAAAGAAAUUCGAAAAAUAUAAUAUUUGGAGUUUUUUAAAAUAUUUGAUUGCUUAAUAAGUUAAAGAUAAGUGUACAAAAUCAUUUUUAUUAAAAAAAGAAAUAUAAAAAAAAACGAAAAAAAAAAAAAGGGAAUAGUAAUUUAAAGAGAUAGGAAGAGAGUUAUGAUAAGAUAUUUUUAAAAAAAGGUGUUGAUAUGUUUAAGAGAGUUUUAGAUUUAUAAGUUAAAAUUAAUUAUUGCAUGAUGCAUAUACUCAUGAAGAUAUGUCAGUGUUUAAUAAUUAAUUCAUCAAGCCUGUAUGAUUAUUAAUUUAUUAUUUUAUUAAUUAUUCAUUUUGAAUAUCAUUGAUUAUAUUAUUAAUUAUCUUAAAACAAAAAAAAAUUGCAUAUACACAGUUUUUGUUUAUAUUUUUCAACAAUUGUAUUCUCACACACACAUAUUUUAUAUGUGUGUGUUGUAUAGAUCUAUAUGUUGUUUAAAAAUUUCGCUAUUUUAUUUUUAUAUAAAACAUUAAAUUUUUAUUGAUUUUAAUUUUUUUUAAUUGCAUGAAAAAAAUUAAAAUAUAUAAAAAAUUUCGUACACAAAUUUAUCACGUUUAAAUAAGGACUUUUAAUUUGAAAAAAAAAAAAAUUCAUAACAAUGUUUUAUUUUAAUUAAAAAAGUAACACUAAUGAUGAUUGAAAAAUUAAUAAAAUUUUCAAUAAAAAAAAUAUAUUAUUAUAAUAAUUAAAUAGAGUAACUUCCUUUGCCAUUUUAUACUGAAAUUAAAAAAAUUAAAAAAAUAAAAUAAUUACAUUAAUGUAUAUAUAUAUGUAUGUAUGUAUGUGUAUGCAUAAUAUCCUAAGCUAGUCAUUAUGAGAAUACAUCAAUCUACAUAAAAAGAUUUAAAAAAAAAAAAUAAUAAUAGUAAACCGAUUACUAGAAUUUUAUUUACGAAAAAUAAAAUAAAUCAUUAACUUCAAUUUAAAAAUUGAAUAAAUAAUAAAAUAAUAAUAAAUUUUAAUUAAUAAUCAUGUAAUGAAUUAAUUAGUACUUGUAAAACAGUAGAUGAUAAUUUUUUUUUUUAUUAAUUUAAAUUUGAAACAAAGUGCCGAUAAACUUACCAACAUCCAAAAUCAUACGAUGUAAAAUUAAUUAUUUCAAUACAGACUGACGUGUUAUACGAAAAACAACAACAAAAAAAAAAUUAAAAAUU
Messenger RNA from Aphidius gifuensis, 6953 nucleotides. It is a transcript of the gene dome, whose product is annotated as cytokine receptor. Gene Ontology annotation, molecular function: protein binding. The transcript has 5 exons. NCBI's taxonomy places the organism in Eukaryota, Metazoa, Arthropoda, Insecta, Hymenoptera, Braconidae. The coding region runs from base 988 to 5277 and encodes 1429 amino acids. The record is from RefSeq and is a predicted model, not a curated record.